AUGAUUCGCAUGUCGGCACUUGCACCUCGAUGCUCGGAAUCACGGCUCACAGCCAGCCUCAGGAGCAGCGCCCACAAUUCAGAAAGCCUCCUGGAGAGGAACGUCGACGAAGAGGCCUCGGUCGCUCAGGAAACCCGCGUGCGCGUGAACACGUUGCUGAGCAAAGUUCUCCUCCAGCAUCUGUCGCCCCUUCUCACCCUGCCUACCUUCACAGCCCUUUGGUUAACGAUCCUUGAAUACAUGGACAAAUAUAUAAACCUCCGAGAGGCAGGCGGUGAGAUGCUAUCGGACGCUAUCCGGGAAUGUCUUAAAAACAUGUUGCUCGUCAUGUAUUGGACCGGUGUUUUCCGUACGGAAGCGGGACAGUGCACCGAGCUGUGGAACGUGACCUGGGACAGAGUGGAAGCUUUCCUUCCCGGUCUCCGAGACGAACUGUUCCGCGAAACGACGCCCGCAGUCCAAGACGAAGUUCCCGCGACGGCGGAGGAAGUCCCCCCGGAGCUUUCGGACGAGGACGAGGGAGGUCUCCCACCGGUGAUGAGUCUCGAGGAGGCGCUCAGAGCUCCCCAACGGAGAGCAGCGCCGCUGGCCAUCGGCGGUAUACUUCUUCAGGAAACCCCCCUCACGCCGAACAGCGCCGGCCCGGCCCAUGUGCAUCAACAACAGCAACAACAAAACCAACAACAAGCUCAACAAGCUUCGAUGCUACCCCAACAACAGCAGCUGCAGCAACCAGCUCAGCACUACAACCAACGAUCGCAAAUCCAACAACAAAUGAGCCCGGGGCCAAAAUCGCAGAGUCAGGAUAGAAUUCCGCCUCUACAACAAGAGCAACUCGCUGAGCAGGAGCAGCAGCGGAGGGCCUCGUUACCGGCGUCAGUACUUCAAUCCCCAAACGAACAACCUGAAGACCAGUCGCUUGGGCAUUCGCCACAACGAGCGUCCCAGCAGGCAGCGGACGAUCAGCAGCUGCAAGAACAACGGGUUCGGAUGCAAUUAUUGCUACAGCAGCAGCAGCAGCAGCAACAACAACAGCAGCAGAU
Molecule: messenger RNA, 1043 nt
Organism: Galendromus occidentalis (western predatory mite)
Lineage: Eukaryota; Metazoa; Arthropoda; Arachnida; Mesostigmata; Phytoseiidae
Product: Golgi-specific brefeldin A-resistance guanine nucleotide exchange factor 1-like
Exons: 1
Source: RefSeq, a predicted model, not a curated record